AUGGCGAUCCGAAAAUUCAUCGCAAGUUGCGCCGCUUUUUCCAAAUCCUGGUCCCCUUAUAUCAUAAAGAAACAAAGCUCCGAAGAUGUUGAGCGGACGAUACUCAACUUAACGCGACUACAACAGUUUCGGCAUCCCAGGGGAGAGUCGAGUCGCCCACAAGGAAAAGUCCUGUUGAAGCGCGAGUUCCCGUGGAUUGAAUGCGUUUUACAUGUGAUAGCAGUGGCCUCAACAGCUACCGUCACCUACAUAAACCUUGCCGCGGUCUAUUGGGCCGACGAGGGGAAUUGGAGACCUCAGUGGUUCUUGGGAAACCUUGGUCAGCAGAACUCGCUCAAGGCAUUGACAUUUGCGGCACAACUCUACAGUAUCCUGGUUACAGCAUCACUAUCUUCGGUGGUACUGUACUUUGUCCGUCGACGACUGGUAGGGAGGGAGGGUCUGCCGUUCGGCCUGCUCGUGGGAGCUUACAGCCUCUCAAACCUCUCCUACUUGUUCCAAUGGGGAGGAUACUGUAUCCGAAAAGCCUGGAAUAUCACAGUGCGAAGAAACAUUCCAAAGCCAUCAGCCUACUCGUCAUGGGGCAAGAAUCACGACACCACCAGCACCGCAAUGAUAGGUCUUAUGAUUGGCAUAGUGAUUGUGCUAUCACUAGUGGUAAAUCCUUUGGCGAAUGUGGCUAUAGUUCCGACGCUUCAGUGGUGGCAUGUUGACCAACCGUACGAUGAUUUCAAAAUGCCCCUUUACUUCAACACCACUGCUUCGGCAAUGUAUCCCCUGCGCGUCACCGGAGAUGUCUGGAAUGCGACUUGUGCGGAAUGGUCUAUUGCGACCUCCUACAAUGGAAAGAGCUGCCCCGGUGCAGGCUUGUGGGAACUUUAUGAGUGGCUCGCUGGCCAAUCGGAUGAGGAGUCGAAUGGCAUCGUCAAUACCACAAUCACAGAGUUCGAGGGUCACGCCCAGCGUGCCCUCACAGCUGUGACGGGGGGUUGGAAAUCGUCUGAUUCAGGGUCAAUUACCGUCGUGCUUACACUGCCGCACCUCAUCCUGAAAGCCUUUGGGCUCCUGUGGGUGUUUAUUCAAACAUGGGAAAACUUUAAAAUUUCGCAACCGUUAUUCUCAGCGAGUCAGACGGCCAAUGUGCUAUUACCUCUGGUACAAGUACAAUGUGCCUAUUACGAUUACAACAGCACGGCCUCUGAUUCUUACGCAGAUGUCGCUUUUGAAAGAUAUAAUUUGCUCGACUCUCUCGGCGAUUGUCAAAACGAGUCCUCUAACAAUGAGCUGAUUGUGCCUGAGGAAUACUGGAACUUUCCCAAGCCCUUGGGUUCAACGAAUUUCACUUGGAUCGAUGUGAAAGGCAAUGGCUCCAUUGGUGCUCUUUUCACAGUCCCUUCGCUGUCUAAGAACGACACGAUAAUAAGCGACGCUUCACCACCCUCAGUACAGUACGGGGGCCCAUUCAGUAAUACUGGGAGCGGGCUGGUCCCUUGCAUCGUCGACGCGCGCUGGGCGGGUGGUGCAUCCCUACAAUACGAUCCUGUCAACAGCGCGCUUGUCUCGAGCAACCCAGCCGAUGGUUGGUCCUUCUUCGGUGAUACGCCCAAUUCAUCAUUUCCGGCAAAUUGUGUCAAGUUUUUGGGCAGCAUAAGUAAUCGUAUCACUAUUGAUUUAAGCUUUGCCCACCUCCUGAAUCUAGGCGGCUACGGAAAAGAACAAUCUUUCGGAAGCAGAUCUUUGAACAUCUCUAGCAUGGAAGCACUUAUGCUCCCCUACAUACACAAUUCCUCCCAUGGGCCCUGGUUCUUACCUCCAGAUUGGGAGCAAGACUGGCCUGCAGCAGGAGUCAGUACCAGUUCUGGAUCUUAUGGGGAACAGGUUGCAGAAACGAUCUCCAGGGUCUUGGGUCUAGUGAUUGCUGAUGGGCUCGCACGCGUAUCAUAUAACGCAGAUGUUUUUGUCUCGCAUUACGGAGGCGAUUUGUUGUCUGACCUACACCCCAACCGCGGCAACUACAGUGACAUGAAUAUUACGACCUCUCAAUCUACAACACUCAGUCUCAACGUGUCUCGCUACGGCUGGGGCUACGGAACAAGCGCAUCAUUGUUAAUCCCAGUCGCAAUCACAGUACUCCUGGCUUAUGCUGUGAUGAUACUUCUGUAUUGGAUAUAUAGGAUGAGAUCCUGGUGGGGGACAGACAGUGAUAAGGGUGGCUGGACCAGUAAGGCCUGGGGUGACCUCAGUGGACUACUUAGGCUUAUUCUGCUCUCCGAUGAGGCGAAGGACCUUCUUCAGAAGGGUGACUCCGGCGAAGCAUUGUGGCUGACUCGUUUUGUAGUCAGAGAGAGGAUGGAAGAUGAAGACCGUCUCCACAUGGUAAUGGUGAAUGACGAAGACGAUGGAGACCUUGCCAAUAUAAUGCCAAGGCAAAUAGAACUGCGAUUCUGGUGCUCUUUUGUAAACAUCCGAGCUGCAGACCGAUUCCCAAUAAGUGAAAUGGCAGCUAUGCAAGCUGGACGACAGGUCGAGAUGGAGCAUUUGUAG
This is a messenger RNA of Cryphonectria parasitica EP155, 2544 nucleotides long. RefSeq lists its product as uncharacterized. The coding region runs from base 1 to 2544 and encodes 847 amino acids. Lineage: Eukaryota; Fungi; Ascomycota; Sordariomycetes; Diaporthales; Cryphonectriaceae. The record is from RefSeq and is a predicted model, not a curated record. The transcript is spliced from 2 exons.